AUGGAGGGACUCUUGCAUUAUAUAAAUCCAGCACAUGCUAUUUCUCUCCUAAGUGCUUUAAAUGAGGAACGACUAAAAGGGCAACUUUGUGAUGUUGUUCUGAUAGUGGGAGACCAAAAAUUUCGAGCUCAUAAAAAUGUUCUGGCUGCCAGCAGUGAAUAUUUUCAGUCUCUGUUCACUAAAAAAGAAAAUGAGUCUCAAUCAGUGUUUCAGCUUGACUUUUGUGAACCAGAUACUUUCGACAAUGUAUUAAACUACAUUUACUCAUCAUCCUUGUUUGUUGAGAAAAGUAGCCUUGCUGGUGUGCAAGAAGUGGGCUACAGUCUUGGAAUUUCCUUUCUUACUAACAUUGUUUCCAAAAGUCCUCAAAUUCCAUUGCCUGCAUGUCCUAUUAAGAAAAUAUUUUUCCAAGAGGAUGAUGAAAGCAAUUCCCAGAAAAGGAGUGUCAUAGUUUGUCAGAGCAAAAAUGAAGCACAGGGAAAAAAUGUUGGUCAAACCCCACAUGAUGUAAGCCAUAAUUCUAAGUCCUCGUCCUCAGUUACUGUCAAACCUAAGCGGCCACAAUCUACACAGCCAAUUGAGUUUCUACAUAGCCUAUCGCAAAAUGAAAGGAGAUGGCUGAAAGACAGUUCUUUAAGAUAUUCCAAGUCCCAUGAACAUUCUUCGGCUACAGCAGAUGAUCAAAGCAGAACUAAAAGGGAUGCAGUAUUGUCACAGAAAACAUCAGUAGAGAAAGAAGUGGCAGCAGAUGAAGCAGGAGGAAGUGAUCAGUUCCUAAGAGGAAAGGCAGCAGAAGUACCUUUGAAAAGACCUUGUCCACCAGUCUUAUCAUUACGUAGCUCAUCCGAAUCCACAUUUUUGUUGAGAGAGACAGGAAAAGGAGCUGGUCCAGGGGAAGACAGGAAUUUGCUAUACUAUUCAAAGUUAGGAUUAGUGAUCCCAUCGAAGGUAUCUGGUCCUGCGAACCAAAGUGUUGACAGGAGUGGGCCACUUGUAAAAAGUCUCCUUCGAAGGUCAUUGUCCAUGGAUAGUCAAGUUCCUGUUUAUUCUCCUUCUGUUGACUUCAAGUUUUCUCAAGGACCUUCAGUGGUGAACAACACACAAGGGAGAAUGUUAAAUGUAAUGUCACAAAAGCCAUCUGUGAAAGAGUCUUCGGGAGAGGCAGCUUCUAAUGACAAGACACAUGUAAUGUACCCCCAUCGCCUUAGGUCCUUUAGUGCCUCCCAGUCUGGAGACAGGGAGGUUGCUUCACCUCUUAGAGAAAUACGGAUUAAAACAGAACCUAGCAGUCCACUUUCAGAGCCUUCUGAAAUAAUAAGAAUUACUGUUGGGGAUGCUUCAUCAUCUUCCAUUAAGAUCAAUGCUUUUAAAACAGAAGAUGAUCAUAAGGUUCUCAGUAGACUCCCAGCUAAAAGGAGGUUUCAAGCAGACAGAAGGCUACCACUCAAAAAAAUUAAAGUGGAUGAACAUGCUUCCCCUGGGUCCGAGGACAAUUUUGAGGAAAACUCAAAUCCUAAACCCCGUGAUGCUGAUUUCCCAGAUUCUGACAUUAGCAAAGAUGAAUAUAGUGAGCUGGAAGAAACAAAGCCUAACAAAAAGUUUAAGUGCAAACAUUGCCUUAAGAUAUUCAGGUCAACAGCAGGCCUUCAUCGUCAUGUCAAUAUGUACCACAACCCUGAAAAACCCUAUUCUUGUGAUAUUUGUGAUAAGAGAUUUCAUACAAACUUCAAAGUUUGGACGCAUUGCCAGACACAGCAUGGAAUUGUGAAGAACCCUUCGCCGGCUUCCAGUUCCCACGCUAUCUUGGAUGAAAAGUUCCAAAGGAAAUUAAUUGAUAUAGUGAGGGAGCGAGAGAUUAAAAAGGCCCUGAUCGUCAAGCUAAGGCGUGGCAAGCAAGGUUUUCAAGGACAGGCUGGUUCACAAGCACAGCAAGUCAUCAAAAGAAACCUGAGGUCGAGAACCAGAGGAGCCUAUAUAUGUACCUACUGUGGGAAGGCAUAUCGCUUCCUCUCACAGUUCAAGCAGCAUAUAAAAAUGCAUCCAGGGGAAAAAGCAGUUGGAGGAAAUAAGCCACUUAAGCCCAAAGAGGAACCUCGCAUCGAAAGCCCAGUAGAAAACAAAAAAGUUUACCAGUGCCGCCUUUGUCAUGCUAAGUUUCCCUCUCUUCUUGAACAGGGGAAUCAUGAGCGGCUCUGCCGGAAUGCAACCGUCUGCCCAUACUGCAGCCUCCGUUUUUCUUCUCUAAGCCUGAAGCAUGACCAUGAAAUGGCAUGCGAAUACAAGAAGCUCACCUGUGUAGAAUGUAUGCGCACUUUCAAAUCCUCUUUCAGUAUUUGGCGUCACCAGGUUGAGGUUCACAAUCAAAAUACCAUGACUCCGACAGAGAAUCUGUCUCUGCCGGUCCUGGAACACAACGGCGAAGUGAGCGGCACUUCCAGGCUGCAUUCUCAGCUGGAGCCGAACAAGACGAACAGCUUCGUUGCAGCCAAAGAAGACAGCGUGUUCAGCGACUCCUCUGAGCAGAUUAAUUUUGACUCGGAAGAUUCCUCAUGCCUCCCCGAAGAUCUGAGCAUCUCCAAGCAGUUUAAAAUCCAAAUCAAAGAAGAGCCUGCAGAUGAUUUAGAAGAGGAGGUCUCUGAAGGCAACCAGGAACACAAGGAAACCAUCUCCAAUAAAGACACUGGCUUGUGGCCUUGUGAAAAAUGUGGGAAAAUCUUUACAGUACACAAGCAGCUAGAGCGCCACCAGGAGCUUUUGUGUUCUGUGAAGCCCUUCAUUUGCCAUGUAUGCAACAAGGCCUUCCGCACAAAUUUCCGCCUGUGGAGUCAUUUCCAGUCCCACAUGGCACAAGCUACAGAGGAGCCUGUGCGAAAGGAACCUGAGAUUUACGCACCAGCUAAUUCUCCGUCGCCCCCACCUUUGCCUCCUCCCCCACCCCUUCCCAAAAUACAACCUUUGGAACCCGAUAGCCCUACUGGGUUGUCAGAAACUCCUUCAGCUACUGAGAAAUUAUUUGUCCCUCAGGAAUCGGACACACUCUUUUACCACGCUCCACCACUUUCAGCGAUCACUUUCAAAAGACAGUAUAUGUGCAAACUCUGCCAUAGGACAUUCAAAACUGCAUUUAGUCUUUGGAGUCAUGAACAGACACACAAUUAAAAGAAAAAGGCAUAAAGAAUGCCUACAAUGGAUUUUUAAGAUUUAAUUUCCCUGAUGUUUCUGAAGUUACAGCAUUUGAAAUGAAGUUUUUAUAUACACAGUAUAUAUAAAGGGACAAGAACCCUCAGCAAUUAAAUUUGACAUUUGUGGUGCAGCUUUGGAUGUGGAGAUUAAGGUAAACUCAAUUUAUUGUUAGUAAAUUGCUCAUAUUUUAAGGCAUUGUGGUCUAGGAUCUCCUACUUAAUGAAUAAUUGCAUUCAUUUAAAUCUGGUUACAUGUUCUUCAGCCUGUGAGCCUGGUAUAUAUGGAUUUAUAUAAAAUGGCAACAGCAAGUUAAAAGAGUUUAGAAUAAUGCAAAUCCUGAAAAAUGUUUAUUGUUUUCACAGAGAUUAAUUCUCUCAUGGGCGCCAUAGAAAUAUUGGUCAUUCAUUUGAUGUUAAGGGAAGAAAUUGAGAAUUUUGCUGUGUUGACCUUGAUCUUAUUGAACGUUAGCAAUAACAAAUAAAACCUCGUUUGCGUUAACUUGACCCUUAUUGAAAACUGAUUAACAUGGAGUUUUUUGGUUACUGAAAUUUUCUGUAUGGAUAUUGUGCAAGAUACAAUACAAUUAAAUGUUAGCAAUAUGUGAAUAUUUGGAUUUUUAUAUAUAAAGUAGCAGCCAGCCUGCUUCCAGCCAUUUUAAAGCAUUUUUGAAGGAAGAGUAUCAAAAUGAAGAUGCUUUAUUUGGGCCUCAGAGGCCGAUAUUCUAUAGAUAUUUUGGUAACUAGACAAUGUGCUAAGCAACUGCCAACUGAUAUCCUAAUGCAAACUAUAUUACUGUUUUAAAUACAAAACAGCAUUGAGUGGAUGUUGAAAAUUAAGUUGUGCUUUGUUUCUUCUGAUUUGUAUUGGUGUGGAUGUGUUUUAUUACAGUGGAAUGUAUGACUAUGCUAGUUCUGAAAAGGAGAAGCAAAUGCAAUUUUUUUGGUGGUGAGCUCUGCUGAGACUACAAGAAAGUUUUUUGGGGGGAAGUUCAGAUGUAAAUAUUUACAUAUGUAUAAGUGAAUAAAAUAAAAACACAGAACCUAUAUUAAAUAUAACUAGUUCGGAAAGGAAAAUACAGUACCACAAAUGUAUUUCACAAAUAAUGAGCAGAAUGUUUCUCUUACCCUGUAUCAUACUUUGAAUAUCUUUUCGUUUUGUACUUAAAUAAUAAUAAUAAAAAGAUUGUUUAAAGCAUAUGAAGUACAAUCCAAUGCUCACUUAGGCAUGCUUAAGGCCUAUGGGUUGGAUUCAACGCUGUUGUUCCACUUGUACCGCAGACUUCUACUUGUGCAAUAGAAUGUCCCCCAUUCACCUGCAGACCCCUCAAAAUCUGCUCCAGAGGCUUGGGGGACCCUACCGAGUAGAUUUUGGGGGAGUAACAGGGGGGAGAUAAAGUUUUGUUGUGCAAACGGAAUUCUGUCACACAGCGUUUGAUAGGACUCGUUGAUUUUUGUGGGUCUAUUUUUGUGGUGACAUGCGGUCAUUCUUACUGUGUAAAGAGCAUGUAAAUUCCACUUCAUCCAGUGCAAUUUACACACACACCUAUUUAUAGGACAGGGGUAGCCAUAUACCUUUUCCAAAGAUCCAUGUGUGCUUAGAUUAUAUGCACAAAUUCUCGUACACAUUAAGUUUUCUCAUACCUGUUGAAAUAAAGGCAGAAACCAUUGGGUAGGCAAGUUCUGUGUGCACUUUGGUACUCAUGCAGUUGGAAAAGACUACUGGAGUUGGGUCAUUGAGUUGAAGCAGGGCACUUGCUCCCAAAUGGCAGAGUGGCAUCAUUAAUACAGAUAUCUGCCAGGAAGCUCUUGCGGUUUUGUUUCCUACUCAGGAAUUGACAUUUAAAACUAAUGAAUUGCUAGUUGCAUUUUAAACUUACGGUAAUCUAAUAGACUUGCCCUCACGGUUCAUUCUAAGGUAUGAACGCUGUAGUUGAAUUCUUAGCUUUUGGAAAAGCUAAGUGGGAAAGUGGGAAAAGACAAUAAACUUUGGUGUUCAGCACCAAGUAAUUAUGAGAUUCAUUAAAAGGAGUGAGAACUUGGUUCUUGAGUUCAUGUAGAGCGGGAGUAACAACUGCCACCCCAAUUUUAACUGAAUUUAUUUUUCAGGAAUUAUAUUGAUAUCAAUAGAAUCAACUUCCAUGCCAGUCCGGAAAGAACAACAUCAUAGCACAUUUCCUAAGAUUUACUACAAAUUUGGAAAAUAGUAGUAAAGAACCUAGUAGUACUUCCCAUUAAGAAGUAAUUUUGAUCUAUUUAAUGCCAUUAAUGUGAAAUAUGGUUGGGGUUUUUUUUACUUGUUUUCUGAAGACUAGUGUAUUAGAAGCUGCUUUUGAAACCCAGCUAUAUAUUAAAAGCAUGGGGAACUGCUCUUCAGAAAUGCAAAUAAAAUAGCUCAUUACCUGCAUGGAUCUUCCAUGGCUCCGUUUUAAGAUCCAACAGGGUGUGAGGCAUACAAAAGUUUGAUCUUUCUUUCCCAAACACUUAAGAUUUUGCAUGGCUUUCAAGUGGAAUAAGAACAUCAAGUGAUAAAAGCAUGAGUUGUGGCUUCGAACCCCAUGUGGCGUAAAAGAUUCCUGCACUGCUGGGGGUUGGACGAGAUGAUCUUCUGGGUCCCUUUCAGCUCUGCAAUCCUGUGAUUCUGUGCCGUGCAAUAGAACAGCCAAUUCUAAAAGUGGGAGCGGGGCCUAUUGAUUAGGAGCGAGACCUUUUUCUUUGGGCUAUAAGCAAAUAUUUGUAUCAAAACUCUGCUUAUUCCAUACUUAAAAGGUAUUUAGGGCAGUAUGCUCAGGGCUUUUCUCACACAUUCCAGAAUACCUUACCCAUAUCUGUGUGUAGCACAUAAAUACCUUCUGCAGAAAUAGUAGAACCUUUUCCAACUGCUGUGACGAGAAAUUUAUGCUAGUUGCAUCUUUUCUCCUUUAGUUUACACGUUGCGUGUCUCCAUAUGUUUAUCUGCCUAGAGAUGGGUAUGACUACUCAUAUGUAGACAGCAACGGAAAGUGCAACUCAACCUGCCUACAGUUUGUCCAUUGGUUUUAUACUAUGCGGUCAGUUUCAUUCAUCAGAACUUCACUGAUGUUAGUUAUAGAAUUUGUAUUAAUUUCAAUGGAUUGGAGUCCAUAUCGUCCUUUCUAGAUACCAGUAUUUUAUACUAGCAGGGCUCCUGUGCCUUUAAGCAGCUAUGGAGCAGACAUUUCCCCCAGCUUUGACUCCAUACUGGGAAUAGCUUCACCUGUUGAAUUUCUGCUUACAAGCCUUGCCAAAACCAGGUCCCCCCACCUCAGUCCUAGAAAAGGGAAAUAUGCCUUCAUAGCAGUGCUUUGUUAACUGAACCCUCAAGCAUCUAGAAAAGGGAAGCCUGUCUAAUAAGUGCUUCACUAACUUAAUCCUUAGGCAGAAACUUCAACAGGAGUUCUGCUAUAUUACUAUUUGGGUUAUAGUAAGGUAAUAAAACCUAAAUAACUAGGAGUUUAAAGACUACGAUAUGCUUUUUAAGAAGUGGGGCUUUUUCUUACAAAAAUAAUACUAAGGAUUUUUGUUAGUUUCUAAUGUUAGGUCUGUUUUUGUUACCUUUUUCACAUCAGUUCUCUGUUUUUUAAAAAAUAAAAUAAAAACCCUGCCUCUCAGAAUACUUUUUGGGUACAUGUUUAUAGACAGAGGUUUUCCCUCUAGGUUUUUAAUCCAAUACUUUAAAAAGCUGUAAGAGUGUUUAUUUUGCUGGACAUGGAAUAAAUAUGCUUCUGCUUAAAGAUUAAUAUAUGUUUUAAAAGUUAUAAAUUAUGGAAUAUGUUGCUUAUUAUAUACCUUAAAUCUUCAAGGAAUAUAUUUAGUUUGACCAUAAUAAAAAUAAAAUGAAAAGUAUUGAUUCGUUAUUUAUCAUGUUUAAUUCUGCAAUGCUCUAAUAAAAUACUAAAAUAGUCUCAUUCUACACAAGAAAAGGCUUUGGCCUUUUGUUUGAGUAUAUAUUUUUAUCAAAUAAAUUUCACAGUCUCUCAAACUGAGGGAUUUGGAUAUUAACAUGAGAAAAAUAUGCAGAUUUUAAAUACAUAUUUUACAAUACUUAUUUAGGUCUGUUGCUAAAAUGGACGAAAUUCAGCCCUGCUCCAAAUAGUCACUUAAAUGAGAAUUUAAUGUCAACAUGUUCAGAAGUAGCCCUUGAAAUUAAAGUAAUUUCAGACUUUUGUAAUAAGAGUAUUCCUCCAGAAAAGAUUAAUCAACAUCUGGAAAUGGACAUUUAAUUCUGAAAGCACCAAUACUUGAAAAAGUGAUUUAUUAUUAUUAUUUCAUUAUUUAUACCCCGCCCAUCUGGCUGGGCCUCCCCCGCCACUCUCGGCGGCUUCCAACAAGUACCAAAAUACAUUAAAAUAUCACAGAUUAAAAACUUCCCUAAACAGGGCUGCCUUUAGGUGUUUUCUGAAUGUCAGGUAGUUGUUUAUCUCCUUGACCUCCGAUGGAAGGGCGUUCCACAGGGCGGGUGCCACUACCAAGAAGGCCCUCUGUCUGGUUCCCUGUAGCUUUGCUUCUCGCAGUGAGGGAACCGCCAGAAGGCCCUCGGCGCUGGACCUCAGUGUCCGGGUAGAACGAUGGGCGCAGAGACACUCCUUCAGGUAUACUGGAUUUUGUUUUAAGCAAGUGCUUUGCUGAAUUCUUUCUACAAAUAAAUAGUAACUGUGGAAAAAACCUCAGUAUUUCUCUAAAAAGGCUACGUUUUUAGCUAGCAUGUAGGUAUUUAAACAUACUAAGGAAAUGUAGCAUUACUUUCCCAUCUACCUUUGUUGGAUUUUUCUGUAUGGAAAGGAAGGGUUAUGAAAACCUUUUAUAUAUAUAUAAAUAGAUGCUUAAGUUAUUCUCCCCACCCCACCCCACCCCCACAAAGCAACUACUGUAUAUUCCUGCAUAUAAGACUACUUUUUAACCCAGGAAAAUCUUCUCAAAAGUCGGGGGUCGUCUUAUACGCCGGGUCGUAUUUCUUAUACGGCGAGUAUAUCCCUAACUCUAUAUUUUAACUGGAAAAGUUGAGGGUCGUCUUAUACGCCGGGUCGUCUUAGUACGCUGGAAAAUACGGUAUUGAUGGCUCACUUCGAAUAGCCACACUUAGGUCAAUGGGAUAAUUUCAGAGAAUUGCAUCUGGGUGUCACCCUUGUGAUUAUAUAUUGGGAUACCUUUACUUUAUUUACUCUCCUAUAUUUACUAGGGCAGUACACAUGAUCUUGCCAGAUCCCAAACCAAAUUCAAGUUGAACUGGGGUGCAGCUGGAUUGGAUUGAGGCAGCCCCAGGUCAGAUCAGGUCCACCUGGGGUGAUCUGGGAGUGUCAAGGGCAGGGGCAGAUGUGCAGGCAACCUGCAUGUGUUAUCCCCCACCCCACCCAAUGACCAUGCUUAAUCAGGGUUUUUAAACCUAAUUAAACGCUGUGUACAGACUUGGGUUGGUAGGGGUCCAGAUCAGAGUUGCUUCAAUCCCAGGUCAGAUCAGGGCCUGCUCCAAAGCAAAUAGUUACCUCUCUCACAUUACAGAGUUUUCCAAAUUAUUGUUGUAAUUCCUGGAUUCAGAAGUGGGGAAUCCAAAAAAAAAAUUGCAUUUAGCAACUUUGAUUCCAAACUAGUUCGAUGUAUUGUUUAGACCACAACUUCAAUGAAAUUUUUUCUGCAUCUUUAGCAUCAUGUCUGAAUCUUGACUAUUGGGUUAGAUCAGGCAUAGGCAAACUC
Zootoca vivipara (common lizard) is the source of this 8888-nucleotide messenger RNA. It is a transcript of the gene ZBTB21, whose product is annotated as zinc finger and BTB domain containing 21. Gene Ontology annotation, molecular function: DNA-binding transcription factor activity, RNA polymerase II-specific; protein binding. The record is from RefSeq and is a predicted model, not a curated record. Gene Ontology annotation, cellular component: nucleus. Gene Ontology annotation, biological process: regulation of transcription by RNA polymerase II; negative regulation of DNA-templated transcription. Lineage: Eukaryota; Metazoa; Chordata; Lepidosauria; Squamata; Lacertidae.